AUGGCAUACGUGGAUAAUGCCGAUCAACAUGCAUUCUGCCCGAUUUGCAGGGAGUUAAGGCCAUACUGGACUCACGGGGUUGGCCAGACGGAGUGCUGUGAUGAAACACUUGGUAAGUCUGGCUUUUUCCUGAUCAAGUGCUUCGGACACAAGAAAGCCAGAACGAUGCCACAGUUGUACCUUUUCUUUGCGAGCCUCGGCCCACCAACAGGCUCAGAGUACCGUCAGUACCUGACACCCUUGCAAGGUUUGCAGUCGAAGCAGGUCAAGAGCAUGUUGAACUGGGACGGCGAUUUCAACAUCAUUCUGACACAUUUGCUCUGUGUGAGAUGGGAGAGAAAUGGUGAGCCCACAGGGAAGCAGUGCAAGGAGUUGCUAUAUAAGGAGGGAUUGAUUGACUACAAGAAUGGAUUGGUACAUGGCGAAGUAACGGUGGACCGUCAGGACCUGGACGGAGAUGACAAGAAGUCGAGGGCCACACAGAUUCUCCGUCUUGCAAGGAAAAUUUCACAGCGAACCGAAGACAGUCCAUACAACCUCAGAGAAGUGGGCAGAAGUAUGGCUUGUUCCAAACUCCAGCUCCCAGACAAAGACAACAAAGGUUCGUGUUUGCACUCCAUCGGGUUUGAUGCCGCUUCUGGAAGAAUCGAGGUAAAGUUCAGUAUGCAAGCUCGGAAUGCCAAGGGCGAUGACGGAAUGUUUUGGGGUGAGCGUUUGGUUCGCCGCAAGAAAGACAACAGGUGGCCGGCACGGUAUGUUAUGGAAGAAUAUGUGGCGGACAUCCAUGUCCGAGAAGAUGAAGAUUGGGUACCGGAAGACUUGAAAAGUUCAGAACGCACAUGGGAUAAGUUGGCCCAGGACCUUGCAGAUGAUUUCGUGAAACACGGAAAGCUGAUCUGCGACCCGUUCAAAGCCACGACUUGUCAGGUAGAGGUUGAUAAACCUGAGCAACCUAAGGGUCUGAAGCGUUUCGCCUUGGAGCUUCGUGGCGGACACGAGGCCAUUCCGCACUACUACCAGCAUGACAAGCGUGAUGCAAAGCCGGAGUUCGAACACAGUUCGUUUGACCAUCCAGCAUAUCAUGAGGCCAUGUGGCCAAACACAGGGCGCCGCAUUCAAGGAAGCCCUUGGACGCAUUGCGUUACGAACAAGAAUGGAUACGGAUUCUGGUCCACAAAGACGGAGGAGGCAGGUGAAGGUCGUCAAGGCGGCAAUAGCUGGGAGCCACAGGCACAGCACUCCGCCGCCGCCUCCUCUUCCGCAGCUCCGCCGGGUGAUGCCGCAUGGCAGUGGCAUCAAGACGACAAUGGUCGGUAUGAUGCCUGGCAAUGGCAUCGAGAGGACAAUGGUCGGUAUCAUGCAGAGGCCAAUGGUCGGGAUGAUGCCCCGUGGCAGUGGCGUCGAGAGGCCCAUGGUCGGGAUGAUGCCGCCUGGCAGUGGCAUGGAGAGGACAAUGGUCGGUUUCAUGACGAGGCCAAUGGUCGGGAUGAUGCCCCGUGGCAGUGGCGUCGAGAGGACAAUGGUCGGUAUCAUGCAGAGGCCAAUGGUCGGGAUGAUGCUACAUGGCAAUGGCGUCAAGAGGACAACGGCGCCUGGCAGUGGCAUCGAGAGGACAAUGGUCGGUAUCAUGCAGUGGCCAAUGGUCGCGAUGAUGCCCCGUGGCAGUGGCGUCGAGAGGCCAAUGGUCGGGAUGAUGCCGCCUGGCAGUGGCGUGGAGGGGACAAUGGUCGGUAUCAUGCAGAGGCCAAUGGUCGGGAUGACGCUACAUGGCAAUGGCGUCAAGAGGACAAUGGGGCCUGGUAG
This is a messenger RNA of Symbiodinium sp. CCMP2456, 1803 nucleotides long. The record is from the annotation of a GenBank genome assembly. Lineage: Eukaryota; Dinophyceae; Suessiales; Symbiodiniaceae.